Lepus europaeus (European hare) is the source of this 7351-nucleotide messenger RNA. It is a transcript of the gene CACNA1H, whose product is annotated as calcium voltage-gated channel subunit alpha1 H. Gene Ontology annotation, biological process: calcium ion import; membrane depolarization during action potential; sodium ion transmembrane transport. The record is from RefSeq and is a predicted model, not a curated record. The transcript is spliced from 37 exons. Lineage: Eukaryota; Metazoa; Chordata; Mammalia; Lagomorpha; Leporidae. Gene Ontology annotation, molecular function: low voltage-gated calcium channel activity; voltage-gated sodium channel activity. Gene Ontology annotation, cellular component: voltage-gated sodium channel complex; plasma membrane; neuron projection. The coding region runs from base 1 to 6771 and encodes 2256 amino acids.
AUGUUCGGGGAAGGCUCCCGAGUGUCCUGUGUCCACUACAUGGCUGUGCCCGUGCCUGGCCCGGCCCUCGCCCUGCCUGUGUGGGGGACCCCAGGAGGCUGGGACACAGCAGCCCUCCAGCCCAGGAGCCCAGGACCGGAGCGUGCCUGCCCCGUGGAGCAGGGCUUCCGCAACCCGUCUGGCUGGACACUGGUGGGCAGGGGCCUGGGGGAGGGCGGGGUGCCACCGCCCACGUGGCCCUUAACCCUGCGCACGUGGUUCGAGCACGUCAGCAUGGUGGUCAUCCUGCUCAACUGUGUGACCCUGGGCAUGUUCCGGCCGUGCGAGGACGUCGACUGCCGCUCGGAGCGCUGCCACAUCCUGGAGGCCUUCGACGACUUCAUCUUUGCCUUCUUCGCGGUGGAAAUGGCUGUCAAGAUGGUGGCCCUGGGGCUGUUUGGGCAGAAGUGCUACCUGGGCGACACCUGGAACCGUCUGGACUUCUUCAUCGUCAUGGCGGGCAUGAUGGAGUACUCGCUGGAUGGACACAACGUGAGCCUCUCGGCCAUCCGCACGGUGCGCGUGCUGCGGCCACUCCGUGCCAUCAACCGCGUGCCCAGCAUGCGCAUCCUGGUCACGCUGCUGCUGGACACGCUGCCCAUGCUGGGCAAUGUGCUGCUGCUCUGCUUCUUCGUCUUCUUCAUCUUCGGCAUCGUCGGCGUCCAGCUCUGGGCCGGCCUGCUGCGCAACCGCUGCUUCCUGGACAGCGCCUUCGUCCGGAACAACAACCUGAGCUUCCUGCGGCCGUACUACCAGACAGAGGAGGGCGAGGAGAACCCGUUCAUCUGCUCGUCCCGCCGCGACAACGGCAUGCGGCGCUGCUCGCACAUCCCUGGGCGCCGUGAGCUGCGCGUGCCCUGCACGCUGGGCUGGGAGGCCUACGGGACGCCGCAGGCCGAGGCCGCGGGCGCCGGCCGCAACGCCUGCAUCAACUGGAACCAGUACUACAACGUGUGCCGCUCGGGCGACGCCAACCCGCACAACGGCGCCAUCAACUUCGACAACAUCGGCUACGCCUGGAUCGCCAUCUUCCAGGUCAUCACGCUGGAGGGCUGGGUGGACAUCAUGUACUACGUCAUGGACGCGCACUCCUUCUACAACUUCAUCUACUUCAUCCUGCUCAUCAUCGUGGGCUCCUUCUUCAUGAUCAACCUGUGCCUGGUGGUGAUCGCCACGCAGUUCUCGGAGACCAAGCAGCGGGAGAACCAGCUCAUGCGGGAGCAGCGCGCCCGCUACCUGUCCAACGACAGCACGCUGGCCAGCUUCUCGGAGCCGGGCAGCUGCUACGAGGAGCUGCUCAGGUACCUGGGCCACGUGUGCCGCAAGGCCAGGCGCCGCGGCCUGCGCCUCUACGCCCGCUGGCAGAGCCGCCGGCACGAGCAGGCGGAGCCGGGCGCCCCGGCGGGCCAGCCCCGGACGGGCAGGCGUGCGGCCUCCGUGCACCACCUGGUGUACCACCACCACCACCACCACCACCACCACUACCACUUCAGCCAUGGCAGCCCCCGCCGGCCGGGCCCCGAGCCGGGCGCCGGCGACACCAGGCUGGUCCGGGCGGGCUCACCACCGUCCCUGGGCCGUGGGCCUCCCGACGCCGAGUCCGUGCACAGCAUCUACCACGCCGACUGCCACGUGGAGGGGCCGCAGGACAGGGCCCGGGCGGCCCACACCGCGGCCACGGCGGCUGCCAGUCUCAAGCUGGCCGCCGGCCUGAGUGCCAUGAACUACCCCACCAUCCUGCCCUCGGGAGUGGGCGGCAGCAAAGGUGGUGGCAGCCCCAGGCCUGAGGCGGAGCCAGCGCACAGCCCGCUGAGCCUGGGCAGCCCCGGCCCCUACCAGCGGAUCCAGCACGCGGUGGGGGAACACGGACUGGGCCGGGCCGCCGGCCGCCUUUCGGGCCUGAGCGUGCCCUGCCCCCUGCCCGGCCCCCAGGCGGGCACGCUGUCCUGCGAGCUGAGAGAGUGCCCGCACUGCGCCAGCGCCCGGGAAGACCCUGGCUGUGAGCCUGGCGGCUCCGAGAGCGGGGACUCCGACAGCCACGGGGCCUACGAGUUCCCAAAGGACGUGCAGCAUGGCGACCGCCGGGACCCCCUGCAGCCGCCCCCCACGGCGGAUGCGCCCAGCCAGGGUGGCGCGCAGCGGCGGCAGGCGGCCCCGGGGGAGCUGGGCGGGCUGGGCCGCCUGUGGGCCGCCCUUGGCUGCAAGCUGCGGCGCAUCGUGGACAGCAAGUACUUCAACCGUGGCAUCAUGGCGGCCAUCCUGGUCAACACACUGAGCAUGGGCGUGGAGUACCACGAGCAGCCCGAGGAGCUGACCAGCGCCCUGGAGAUCAGCAACGUGGUCUUCACCAGCCUGUUCGCCCUGGAGAUGCUGCUGAAGCUGCUGGCCUGCGGGCCGCUGGGCUACGUCCGCAGCCCCUACAACAUCUUCGACGGGGUCAUCGUGGUCAUCAGCGUCUGGGAGAUCCUGGGGCAGGCGGACGGCGGCCUGUCCGUGCUGCGCACCUUCCGGCUGCUGCGCGUGCUGAAGCUGGUGCGCUUCCUGCCGGCGCUGCGGCGCCAGCUCGUGGUGCUGGUGAAGACCAUGGACAACGUGGCCACCUUCUGCAUGCUGCUCAUGCUCUUCAUCUUCAUCUUCAGCAUCCUAGGGAUGCACCUGUUCGGCUGUAAGUUCAGCCUGAAGACAGACAGCGGGGACACCGUCCCCGACAGGAAGAACUUUGACUCGCUGCUGUGGGCCAUCGUCACUGUGUUCCAGAUCCUGACGCAGGAGGACUGGAACGUGGUCCUGUACAACGGCAUGGCCUCCACCUCCUCCUGGGCCGCUCUCUACUUCGUGGCUCUGAUGACCUUCGGUAACUACGUGCUCUUCAACCUGCUGGUGGCCAUCCUGGUGGAGGGCUUCCAGGCGGAGGGCGACGCCAACAGGUCCGACUCGGACGAGGACAAGACCUCCGCCCCCUCCGAGGAGGGUUCCAGCAAGUUCCAGGGCCUGCGGGCCACAGAGGUGAAGACGUGCUCGCUGGCAGUGACCCCCAACGGGCACCUGGAGGGCCGUGGCAGCCGGCUCCCCCCCCUUAUCAUGCGCACAGCGGCCACCCCCACGCCCACCCCCAAGGGCUCCCCGCUCCUGGAUGCAGCCCACGGGCUCCCGGACUCCCGGCGCAGCAGCAGCGGCUCCGUGGACCCCCAGCCGGGCGACCAGAAGUCUCUGGCCAGCCUCCGUGGCUCACCCUGCGCCCACUGGGGUCCCAACGGAGCGUGGAGCAGCCGGCGCUCCAGCCGCAGCAGCCUCAAGCGGCGCAGCCAGCGCGGGGAGCGGGAGUCGCUGCUGUCCGGCGAGGGCAAGGGCAGCACGGACGACGAGGCGGAGGAUGGCCCCCCGCUGCGGCGCGCCGAGUCCCUGGAGCCCCGCGGUGCCCUGGACCUGCGGCCCCCGCGGCCGGCCGCCCUCCCGCCCACCAAGCCCCACGACUGCAACGGGCAGAUGCUGGCUCUGCCCAGCGAGAUCUUCCUGCGCAUCGACAGCCACAAGGAGGACCCGGCCGAGUUCGAGGACGACGUGGAGGACAGCUGCUGCUUCCGCCUGCACAAGGUGCUGGAGCCCUAUCGGCCACGCUGGUGUCGGAGCCGCGAGUCCUGGGCCCUCUAUCUCUUUUCCCCGCAGAACCGGCUCCGCGUCUGCUGUCAGAGGCUCGUGGCGCACAGGCUGUUCGACCACGUGGUGCUGGCCUUCAUCUUCCUCAACUGUGUCACCAUCGCCCUCGAGAGGCCCGACAUCGACCCCGGCAGCACCGAGCGCGCCUUCCUCAGCGUCUCCAACUUCGUCUUCACAGCCAUCUUCGUGGCCGAGAUGCUGGUGAAGGUGGUGGCGCAGGGCCUGCUCGCGGGCGAGCACGCCUACCUGCAGAGCAGCUGGAACGUGCUGGACGGGUUGCUGGUCCUCGUGUCCCUGGUCGACAUCGUGGUGGCCAUGGCCUCGGCCAGCGGCGCCAAGAUCCUGGGCAUCCUGCGCGUGCUGCGCCUGCUGCGGACCCUGCGGCCGCUGAGGGUCAUCAGCCGGGCCCCGGGCCUCAAGCUGGUGGUGGAGACGCUCAUCUCCUCGCUGCGACCCAUCGGGAACAUUGUCCUCAUCUGCUGUGCCUUCUUCAUUGUCUUCGGCAUCCUCGGGGUGCAGCUCUUCAAGGGCAAAUUCUACUACUGCGAGGGCGCCGACACCAGGAACAUCUCCACCAAGGCCGAGUGCCGGGCUGCCCACUACCGCUGGGUGCGGCGCAAGUACAACUUCGACAACCUAGGCCAGGCGCUGAUGUCACUGUUCGUGCUGUCGUCCAAGGAUGGCUGGGUCAACAUCAUGUACGACGGGCUGGACGCCGUGGGCGUGGACCAGCAGCCCGUGCAGAACCACAACCCCUGGAUGCUGCUGUACUUCAUCUCCUUCCUGCUCAUCGUCAGCUUCUUCGUGCUCAACAUGUUCGUGGGCGUCGUGGUGGAGAACUUCCACAAGUGCCGGCAGCACCAGGAGGCCGAGGAGGCGCGGCGGCGUGAGGAGAAGCGGCGGCGGCGCCUGGAGCGGAAGCGCAGGAGCACCCUCCCCAACCCAGAGGCCCAGCGCCGGCCCUACUACGCCGACUACUCCCACGCCCGGCGCUCCAUCCACUCGCUGUGCACCAGCCACUACCUCGACCUCUUCAUCACCUUCAUCAUCGGCGUCAACGUCAUCACCAUGUCCAUGGAGCACUACAACCAGCCCAAGUCGCUGGACGAGGCCCUCAAGUACUGCAACUACGUGUUCACCGCCGUCUUCGUCUUGGAGGCUGCACUCAAGCUGGUGGCCUUCGGCCUCCGGAGGUUCUUCAAGGACAGGUGGAACCAGCUGGACCUGGCCAUCGUGCUGCUGUCCGUCAUGGGCAUCGCGCUGGAGGAGAUGGAGACGAGCGCGGCCCUGCCCAUCAACCCCACCAUCAUCCGCAUCAUGCGUGUGCUCCGCAUCGCCCGCGUGCUGAAACUGCUGAAGAUGGCCACGGGCAUGCGGGCCCUGCUGGACACCGUGGUGCAGGCCCUGCCCCAGGUGGGGAACCUGGGCCUCCUCUUCAUGCUGCUGUUCUUCAUCUACGCCGCCCUGGGAGUCGAGCUGUUCGGGAGGCUGGAGUGCAGUGAGGACAACCCGUGCGAGGGCCUCAGCAGGCACGCCACCUUCACCAACUUCGGCAUGGCCUUCCUCACGCUGUUCCGCGUGUCCACCGGGGACAACUGGAACGGGAUCAUGAAGGACACGCUGCGUGAGUGCGCCCGCGAGGACCGGCACUGCCUCAGCUACCUGCCCGUGCUGUCGCCCGUCUACUUCGUCACCUUCGUGCUGGUGGCCCAGUUCGUGCUGGUCAACGUGGUGGUGGCCGUGCUCAUGAAGCACCUGGAGGAGAGCAACCGCGAGGCCCGCGAGGACACCGAGGGGGACGGCGAGGCCGAGUCGGACAGCCCGCCCGCCCCGACGCGCCGGCCGCCCACACCACAGGAGAGCCCAGGGCCUGGCCGGGACGCCGCGAGCCUGCUGGUGCUGCGCAAGGUGUGCGUGUCCCGGAUGCUCUCGCUGCCCAAUGACAGCUACAUGUUCCGGCCCGUGGCGCCUGCCUCCGCACCCCCGCCGGGGGCGCUGCAGGAGGUCGAGUUGGACACCUACGCGGGCAGCAGCCCCCCAGGCCCUGCCACGACGGUGCUCUCGCCGGCUCCGGAGCCCGGCGCCUCCCUCCGCGCCCCGUCCCCUCGGGCUGCACCCCACAGCCCUGGCCUCGGCCGGCCGCCCUGCACACAGGAGGCUGCGCUCGCUGAGACCCUACAGGGGCAGGUGGAGGCUGCCAGGGGCAGCACCCCCGACCCCGCGGAGCCUGUGGAGAAGACCCCGGCACGGCAGGCGUCCCUGGGGGCUCCCCUGCGGUCCCCACCCCACUCCCCGCGUCCGGCCAGCGUCCGCACCCCCAAGCAGGCCCUCGGACAGUGCUGCACCUGCAGCCACCCGCCAGCCCCAGGUGGGGAGGAGCCGGAGGCCUCGGACCCCGCGGACCAGGAGGUCAGCAGCAUCACCAGCGCCGCCCGGCCCUGGCCCGCGGCCGAGUCCUGCAGCCCCGUGGCCUCCCCUGCGGCCCCCCGGGCGGCAGCCGGGGGGCCAGCCCUGCGCAGGUUCCACAGCGUGGGCGCCCCCGGCCCCCUGGACAAGCCCGGCCUGGUGGAAGGGCAGAGGUGGCCCUCGGCGGAGCUGGGCGGAGGGGCCAGGGAGGUGGAAUCUGCGCUGGGGGCCCGCAGGAAGAAGAAGAUGAGCCCCCCAUGCAUCUCCAUCGACCCUCCCACAGAGGAUGAGGGCUCGGCCCGGCCCCCCGCCGCAGAGGGCGGCAGCGGCCUGAGACGCAGGACCCCGUCCUGCGAGACCACCCCCCACAGGGACUGCCUGGAGCCCGCCGAGGGCCCGGGUGCCGGGGGGGACGCAGGGUGCAGGGCGGAGCGGCGGGCCCGGCCUGAGCACCUCACUGUGCCCAGCUUUGCCUUCGAGCCGCUGGAGGCGGCGGCUGUCGAGGGAGGCCCCUUCCCCGACGCGAGCUGCAGCGAGACCCCGGGGCCCACGGUGCCGCCCGAGCCCCGAGCAACAGAGCCGCCUGCAGACUCGGGGGACCCCCCCAAGACGGGGUGGGGGCCGCACCUCAGGGUGGCCCUGGGUGUCAGCACAGACAAGCCCGUGUAGCCUGGCUGAUGUGGGCAGGACUUCGGCCCAGGAUCCGGUGCCCCGUGGGGCGGUGGCCCCAGCUCAGUCCCCGCCGUGGGCAGAGGGGCCCGAGCAGGACGUCGGCCCAGGCAGGGCCACGGCAGAGCAGGGGCGGCCGCGGCCCAGGGCCUCCGUGUGGCCGAUUCGGGCCGUGCCGGUCCAGGUGAGCAGCCCCGUGAGGAGCGUCUGCGGGGCGCCCACACGCACAGGAGGGCACGGAGGAGCCCCUCCUCCACAGCCCUACAGGAACAUAAGCCGGGGGCCACCUGUGCCCUGGGGCAGUGCAGUCCCCAAGGCCGCCACGGCCAAGGUCACUCGCUCACCGCCCAGUCCUCACCACGCCCUCCGCACCCUACGCCACCCGCCCAUCCCGUGUGCUUGGUUUUGGGGCACCUCCGGGGAGUGGUGACCCCGCAAUAGGAUGGGGCUCCAGCCGCCAGGGUGGGGCGGGCGCCCUGCUGUUUGGUUUCCCGCCUUUGUUGGAUUCAGGUUACACUUGCAAUAAUCCACACAGAGCCCAGCUUCGGGAGGUCAGAGCAGAAUAAACGUAACUUAUUUA